UGUAAACAGUAGCGUGGUGGUAGUGGACGGUCUCACUCAACCUAGUACGCACAAGUAUAAAAAAACGUGAUGUAGGUUAAAACUCUCUCAUAGUGUCAUCUUGGGGCGUUUUAUAUACCUGUAGAUACUGACAAUGGUGGAAAGUACGGAGGUGUCGCGAUUAUCUGGAGAGGAGGAGGAAGAAGAAGAAGAAUCACCCACUGUAUUAACUGAAUCUCGUCAUUUAGAGGCGAUCACAGCACCCAACACAGCAGCUCAUUCAUGGAGACUCAAGGAAAGAAUGAAGACAGUGAGUGUGGCUCUGGUGUUGUGUCUCAAUAUUCCUGUUGAUCCUCCCGACAUCGUCAAGACUCAGCCAUGUGCUCGCCUGGAGGCCUGGACAGAUCCACUGUCUAUGCCACCAUCCAAAGCUAUUGAGGCUAUUGGGAACAGUCUCCAGAAAGCUUAUGAACGAUGGCAGCCGAGAGCUCGCUACAAACAGUCUCUCGACCCCACGGUUGAUGAUGUUAAAAAGUUGUGUAUGUCCCUGAGAAGAAAUGCAAAAGAAGAACGCGUCCUUUUCCACUACAAUGGUCACGGUGUCCCCAAGCCAACCACAAAUGGCGAAAUAUGGGUCUUCAACAAGAGUUACACUCAGUACAUCCCUCUCUCCAUUUAUGAGCUACAGACCUGGAUGGGUGCACCUUCUAUAUACGUCUAUGACUGCUCAAAUGCUGCUGUCAUUGUUAAGUUGUUUGAGCAGUUUGCAGAGCAGCACGAAGAAGAAUGGCGGAAGGGCAAUAGCGGAAGUAACAGCCCACCGCCUCCAUCGUUCCGCCAGUGUAUUCAACUCGGGGCGUGCGGAGCUAAGGAGAUACUACCUAUGAACCCCGACCUCCCUGCAGACGUCUUCACCGCCUGCCUCACCACUCCUAUUAACAUGGCGGUGAGGUGGUACCUUCUUCAGAACAAGGGCAAGCUGCUUCAUGGCCUCAAUCUCGACAUUGUUGAUAAGAUCCCAGGCCAGCUGAGUGACAGACGGACGUUGUUAGGCGAACUCAACUGGAUAUUUACAGCCAUCACCGACACGAUAGCAUGGAACACCCUGCCCAGAGAUUUGUUUCAGAAAUUGUUUAGACAAGACCUAUUAGUCGCAAGUCUGUUUCGCAACUUUCUCCUCGCUCAACGCAUAAUGAGGUCGUAUGACUGCACCCCCGUGUCUUCCCCUGUUCUUCCUCCCACUCACCAGCAUCCAAUGUGGGAUGCUUGGGAUUUAGCCCUUGAGAUUUGCCUUGGCCAGCUGCCCACAGCACUCCGCACGGAUGAUCUUUACUCCCACGUCCAUUCACCAUUCUUUGAGGAGCAGCUGACUGCCUUCCAAGUGUGGCUUGAUCUGGGACAUGAACGAAGACACCCACCUGAGCAGUUGCCAAUAGUUCUCCAGGUUCUGCUGAGUCAGGUGCACCGUCCACGAGCUCUGGAACUGUUAGGAAGCUUUCUUGCUCUUGGACCUUGGGCAGUCAACCUGGUGCUGUCUGUGGGCAUCUUCCCUUAUGUCUUACGGCUCCUCCAGUCAACGGCGAGGGAACUACGACCUCUCUUGGUAUUCCUGUGGGCCAAGAUUCUCGCUGUUGACCCGAGUUGUAAAGGAGACCUAGUCAGAGAAAAUGGGUACAAGUACUUUCUGCAGGUGCUGUCCGAUACCUCCAUGCCAAUCUGUUACCAGGCUGAACACCGCACCAUGGCAGCAUUUGUCUUGGGUGUCAUUGUGUGGGAACAUCCCGAAGGUCAGCGUGUUGCUCUCCAGGGCUCUCUUAUGCCACUUUGCCUAGAGCUCCUGGGUGACCUCCAUCCCCCCCAGAGACAGUGGGCGACGAUAUGCUUGGGUCGGACGUGGCAUCAUCAUCCCGACGCUCGCUGGGCAGCAACCAGGGAUAACGCUCAUGAAAAGUUGUACACCCUACUAUGUGACCCUGUGCCAGAGGUACGCGGAGCUGCGGUGUUUUCUCUGGGAACGUUUGUCAGCAGUUUAGUGAGUCGGGAGAGGACCGACCAUGCCCGGGCCAUCGACCACACCAUCGCCAUCACCCUGGCCAACACCGUCACCCACGAUGGCUCCCCCCUUGUGAGACAGGAGCUGGUGGUGGCGCUGCAGUACCUCAUACAGAUGUACGAGAGUUCGUUUUUAACCGUUGCUCGUCAAUAUUUCCGCGACGAGAUGAUGGAUCUUUCGCCUUCGUCUCUCGCCUCAUCCACCGACAGCAUAAUGUCCCCCUCGAACAGCCUCACUCGAGUGUUUACAAGGCAUAACCCAAAACAGAUCACCUCUCCGGGCCAGGGGUUAGGGUCGAGUCCCGAUUCCUCGUUCAGUGAAUGCGUGCACACGUCGCCUCUGGGUGUGAAGAGAGCGGUGUCGACUCACUCUAUAUCAUCCUUAGGAACCGCCAGCGUCUUCUCGGGGGUGAGCAGCCUCUCGUAUAGUGGAAUGUACUGCAAGCUCUGGCAGACACUCAUCGCCCUGGAGCACGACCCCUUCCCUGCAGUUGCUACGUUGGCCAAGUUGGUUGUGGAUUAUGUGAAGAUUAAGGUAAGAACAGGCUCGAGGGACUUGGUGGAGCAGAAGGUGGAGUCGGCCCCGGGAACUCCAGUCAACAAGCCAAUGUUUAUUGUUGGGGAAUCACCUCCGUCCACCAUAGAAACGUCAACGCCAACGCGCGCGAGAUCGAGAAACCAUUUAAAUCACCAGUCUGAUGAGACGGAGAUAGGCUUCAUGAAACCAAUAGUCAGCACAGAGUUUGUUGAGUGGAGCGCUAAGACCUUCAUCCUCCCCAGGCAGAAGUCCACCGAAGAGCUCACUUCGAAUUCGUCGCCUCUUCACAGCUACUCAGAUAGGUCUCUAAGUUCUCGGCUUCUUGCGGAAUCGGAGGAACGACGCAGUGUAGGGACAAACAAGUUAGACGAUCAGGUGUUUGUACAUCGGAAUCCAGGACCGCCGGCUGUGUUACUCUUCCACCCGCUAGAACCACUCUUGACCGUUGCCGAUAAGACCAACAUCACGAUCUGGGAUGUGGAACGCAGCCAUCGGAUCAGUCACUGGGGGAACAACAACGUCGGGUCAAGUUGUAUCUCGUCGCUGGCUGUCAUUAAUCCGGGGACACCGUCUUCAUUCGUGGCUACGGCUUGUGACGACGGCAGCGUGCGUGUGUGGCGGGAUGUGUUUCAGAAUGCCCAUCAACAAUCACAUGACCCGCCCUCACUAAUAACUGCUUUUCAGGCCACCAGUGAUAUUAACCCAGCAACAAGGGGUGCUGGGUUGUUGAUGAGCUGGGAACAGGACACGGCGACCCUCGUUAUAGGAGGUGACUCGCGUACUGUAAGAGUGUGGGACAUGCAAGCCGAGCGUCGCACCAUGGAGUUACCGACGGGUGGCGAUAACACUACUGUGAUUACUGCAGUUCAUUCACAUCAUGCAGGACCUUGGAUUGUAGCUGGAUUCUCAGAUGGUUACGUGCGAGUGCUGGAUCGUCGCCUGACAAGCACCAGAGCUGUUGUCCGUCAGUGGCGCGAGCACACGUCCUGGGUCAUAAGCACCCACCUACUCAAUGCUUCACAAGCUACCACCAAGAUUAUCACUGGAGUUGUUUCAGGAGAGGUCAGAUUGUGGGAUAUGCGACAAUCAAACUCAGUACAAGUCUGUGCACCCAAUCACGAGAUGACUGCUAUGGCUACACAUGCAAAUGCUCACCUCUUUGCCACUGGGUCGGUUAAUCAGGUGAUCGGCGUCCACCAUGCGAGUGGGUCAUCAGUCAACGUCAUCAAGUACCACGAGGGAUUCAUGGGCACGCGCAUCGCUCCUGUGUCCUGCCUGGCGUUUCAUCCCCGUAGAGUCCUCCUGGCCGCUGGCACUACGGACAGUUACAUCACCGUCUAUGGACUUUCUCGCAGAUAGUGAAUAUUACUUAUAGCCUAUUUUUUCCUAGAUGGUAAAAAGUGAUUAGAUUGUUCCUAGAUUUUUAUGUGGACAACCAUGGUAACGUGUUUCAGUGAGGUCUGUCUCAGAACACCAUGUGGGAGUUAUGUGCAAAGAUUAGAAAAUAAUAAUAUAAUAAUUCAAUUUAUUUAAGUAUUGACAAAUUGUUAACAUAAGUAUAGAGAUUUAAGAAAAGUUAAAUAUUAAUUGGGCAUUAUCGUUUUCUCAUAUAUGCAGUAAACCCUCUAAUUAACAUAGUGUUUGUGGGGGCAGCGAGGAGGAGGAAGGCAUGGUUGAAAAGGUAAAUCCUAUGAUAGUGAAUUUGUAUGCAUAAACCUCAUCAUUUUUUUAUGUUGUUGAAAUUAGACACUUUUUACUAAUGACAAAUUUGUAGGGAAAAAGUUAUUGUUCAGUACUUUAGAAAUUUUGAAGUUUAUAUUCUGAUGUACUGUAGUAGUUUGAGUACAAUGUGUGAAAGUCUCUUCUCAGUAAACUUGACUGGGAGUUGAGUACAGUAGUACAUUGCCAUCUAGGACUUAUUUCCUCAGCCUGUGUGAUAAUGCUCAAUUACAGAUAUGAUUUCGAUAAACUCGUAUGGUUUUGCCCUAUUUAUUUUAUAUUAUUUAUGUCUUAUUUUUGGCUGUCCAUUUCCACUCGGUUUACUUUUGAUUUUGAAUCACGCCUUAGUACUGUACAGCGUGCCACAGAGCCCCGAUGACCAUAUAAUUUGAGGGGGUCUUUGUUUCUGAACAAAACCACAACAAUGCUUCAACUUCCUUGCUUCAAAAGAACAUAUGUGCCUUGGUAUUGUGCAGUGGCUGUAUACUGUUUUUUAGAGGGUAUUACCCCCCUUCCCCCUUGUGGUGUUGUGGGGAAGUAAUUAUUUAUUUUUUUAAAGUUUGAGGAGGGGAUUUCUACAGUUUAUUUUUCCCGGUGAAGUCUCAUUUGCAUCACAUUAGAUACACUCAUGCCUUGGAAAUAAGCAGUAUGUUGUGUUUGGUGGUGUUGCCUUUCUGUGGCCUAUCGGGGAAACAAGAAUUUUUCUGAUUUUAAGAGGUCCUUGUUUCCGGACAUUAUAGUCACCGCCUCGCUUGAUGUGUCUCGGAUUAACACACAUCACGGCAUAAUUCUGUUGUGUCAUCAUUAAUAUCAACUAAUAUAGCUGUACCAACCACAGGAGAAUUAUCUGAACGUAGUCAAAUCAGACCCACGGUAAAAAAUGAAAACUAUUAUUAAAAUGACAGUUUUAACGCCUCUGGAAUCUUCUUCAGUUACAUGUAGGAAAGAGGAUGCUGUUGGGUAUUGAGACUAUAUUAUUUAAAUGUAAGUUUGUCUUUAUUUUGUGAGACUGAUUUUUAGAUUUGAUAUUUACAUUAAAGGGAAUCUUUUCAAGUACAAUAUAAGUGUGAUGAUGAGGAGGAACAUGGUGGCAGAGUCAUCAGCCAAUCAGAAUGAUGAGAAGGGAUAAGGUGCUGCUUGGGGAAGAGAGAGAGAGAGAGGCCAACACAUGGAACUUCUUAUCUUAUCUGAAAAGAACUUUGCCAAUUACACAACAGACACCUUGUCAUGAAAUGUUUUUAAAUGUCUUUUUAAAUAUUUUGUAGGGUACAUUAUGAUCUAAAUAAGCUUAGUCUUUGGCCAGCGUUGUUAAAGGUUGAAACAACAGAAAUAAUCAAAACAUAACAGGGUGGAGACAUGACAAUAACUAUACAGUACAUUGAAUACAUUAAGAAGGAAUCAUUAGGCAAAUACAUUAUCUUUUUCCACUGUACAACGACACUGUCACCAAUAGGACAUACUCAUUACAUCAGAAUCUUUGGACUUUUUGUUAGGUCAUGUGGGCAGCAAUAUGGACGACAGACUAUAAACAAGCAUCGGAGUGCACCUAUAGCUCGGAAUGUAAUUGUUUUCGUAUUCAGGGACACCUCGUGGUAUUACACCCUUUACAAACUCUUCUCGGCCAUGAUAGAGGACGUCCAGAACCAAGGACUAAACUUAACCUAACUUAAGCUAAACUAACCUAACCUAAACUAAACUAACCUAACCUAACCUAACCAGAUGUAUUCUACAAGUACAGUAUUCCUCUUUCACAUCAAGACCCCCAAGAGAACCAUUUACUUCAUCUCCUAAGCAGAAUUUUUUAUGUAGUAUUAAAAGUUGAGAAUAAAAAACUGCAUUAGACUAUACUGUACAAUACUUGUUCUAUGAUUGUGAAAACUGUUUAAAAUCUACUGUGCUUUUUCAGAUCAGUCACAUUGGUUGAUCUUAGAGUGUAUUGAGAGGCGCUACAGAUAACCACAUUAUCUAGCCUGCGAGAGUAUAAUAGGCUGAGUGUUUAUCUAUUGACAAGUUAAAAUCAAAACAAACUAAUUUAUUUGGGAAUUCACUACUAUAGUAAGUUAGUUUUCAUUGCUGUAGUAAAUUAGUUCUCAUCCGCUGCAGUAAAUUAGUUCUCAUCCGCUGCAGUAAAUUAGUUCUCAUCCGCUGCAGUAAAUUAGUUCUAAUCUGCUGUAGUCAAUUAGUUCUCAUCCGCUGUAGUAAAUUAGUUCUCAUCCGUUGUAGUAAAUUAGUUCUCAUCCGUUGUAGUAAAUUAGUUCUCAUCUACUGUAGUAAAUUAGUUUUCAUCCACUGUAGUAAAUUAGUUCUCAUCCACUGUAGUAAAUUUGUUCUCAUCCGCUGUAGUAAAUUAAUUCUCAUCCGCUGUAGUAAAUGCCCUGGAUGUUCCGAUUAGCAAAAAUUUGACCUGACAAUUCCCGCACUUUAUCUCAUUACUUAAGAACUGUAGCAUUUAUGGAUCCUUCUGGUUUGGCUGUAUCAUCAGGUUCACUUAAUAAUAUUAUACUAUAACUCUACCUGAACCAGACAUCUGUGACAAACCCUGGCAGAUAAGCCUGAUGAUAUAUUUACCUGUUAAAUAAUGAUAAAGUUACUAUAUACAUGUACAUAAUAAAGAUGGAAUAACUUGUCCUCAUUCAAGCUUACAUUAAUGUACUCUCUUUUCCAUGGCAGUGUUUCACUCUGGAAGUCGUUGGUUUCGUCAGAUAAAAAAAAAAAGGAUUCGUUGGCCGUUCAGUUGG
Molecule: messenger RNA, 7026 nt
Organism: Homarus americanus (American lobster)
Lineage: Eukaryota; Metazoa; Arthropoda; Malacostraca; Decapoda; Nephropidae
Gene: raptor
Product: regulatory-associated protein of mTOR-like
Exons: 24
Coding region: 134-3928 (1264 amino acids)
Biological process (GO): positive regulation of cell growth; cellular response to amino acid stimulus; TORC1 signaling
Cellular component (GO): TORC1 complex; cytoplasm
Molecular function (GO): protein binding; protein-macromolecule adaptor activity
Source: RefSeq, a predicted model, not a curated record